AUGGCUCCCAUCAAUAAGCUCGCAGGGCACAUUGGCCAUCUCUCGCCUGAUCAAGAAGCGAAACUGCUCGAGUUCUGGGCCAUUAUCUUCACUUCCGUCGCCUCGGUGCUAUCGGCGGUAUAUGAAGUCCCGAUCCCCGAGGGUCCUCCGAGUAAACUGUUUGAAACCCUGGAUAAAAUCAAUGAACCGACAGUGGACGCCAUUACAUCCGCACUGAAGGGAACAACCAUACACGAGUCAAACGAGGCUCCCUUCCAAGGCAAUGGCGACACCAACAGCCACACCAACGGGGAACCUAACGGAGAGGAGCCGGGAAUCAACCCUCAUCGUUCACUGGACAAAAUUGAAUCGCUCAUGAAUGAAGAUGCCAAGACCACCCUCAUGUCCGAGAUGGCGAACCGCAAGGUCAAACCGGAACAUUUUGCUUCACUCUUCGCAGAUCUUCGUAGGCUUGGGGUGCAAGAGUCCGAGAUCAAGUCGAUGGAGAAUAUUCUCUCACAGAUGACACCACAAGAGAUGUGCUUCGCGAUUUUGAAGAUGGUGAAACAAGAGCAUCCUGACAGUCUGUUGCUGCGUUUCUUGCGGGCCAGGAAGUGGGACAUCGGCAAAGCGUUCUCAAUGAUGGCCUCUACUAUCCUAUGGAGAAAGCAACUGGAUGUCGAUGAUGAGAUUCUACCGCAUGGAGAAGAGUACGCGCUGGAAAAGUCUCGUGGUAAGAGCGCGUCCGCGAAGGAGAAAAAAGACGGAGCCGAUUUCAUCAAACAGCUCGAGAUGGGCAAGAGCUUCCUGCAUGGGUUUGAUCGGGAAGGACGUCCGGUGAACUACGUUCGAGUCAAAAUUCACAAGCCUGGUGCGCAGAGUGAAGAAACUCUCGAGCGGUACAUUGUCCAUGUCAUCGAGUCGACGCGACUGAUCAUUGCUCCUCCAGUGGAAACAGGUACCAUUGUGUUCGACAUGACAGGAUUUGGGUUGUCUAACAUGGAAUAUGCACCUGUAAAGUUCAUCAUCAAGUGCUUCGAAGCCAAUUACCCGGAAUCCCUCGGCCUGCUUCUGAUUCAUAAUGCACCAUGGGUAUUCUCCGGAAUCUGGCGACUCAUCCAAGGAUGGAUGGACCCCGUGGUCGCUUCCAAGGUCCAAUUCACGCGGUCUGUCGCAGAUCUUGAUAAGUAUAUACCACGAAAUCAGAUCCCCAAAGAACUCAAAGGUGACGAGAAUUGGAGCUAUAAAUACAUCGCGCCGGUGGAAAACGAGAAUGCAACAAUGAAAGACACAAAGACCCGUGACUCACUCAUGUACGACCGCAUGAUGGUUGGCAUCCGGAUGCUCGCAGCCACAGCGGCUUGGAUAUCAGCCACCACACUGAACGAUGGGAUGGAGGAAACUUCCAAAGUUGAAGAAUUGAAAUCCAGACGCAAUGGGGUGAUCGAGGAAUUCCGUGCCAACUAUUGGAAGUUGGACCCGUAUGUUCGAGCACGGGCGCUCAUUGAUCGAGAUGGCAUGCUUCUUCCCGGGGAGCAUCUCUUCGACUCUCUGGUAUUUGAAGCUCGACUUCUUUUGGCGAGGCCGCAUGAGAUCCAGACAGACGAGGACGGACAUAUUCGCGAUCCGAAAAGUCGAUCCCACGCUGGGGUAGAGAGCACGCGCACUGUGACGAAUGCUCCCAUUGUUGGCUGGAGCGCAAUUCUCGUCCCUGGGGAGGUGUUUGGCCAUCAUUGGCAUUGGGCACAAGAUAUCGAUCCCAGGGAAGCUCAAGGUAUUAGCAUGCGACAGUAUGGAGAAUUGACACAGAAACACAUUUCCGAGGAUGAGGAUGACUGGGAUACUCUAUCAAGCAAAACAGGAGGAAGCUUCCCCAAGGAAGCGGCUGUACCGCAUCACCGCGUUCCACCGCGGACGUCUGUCCGUGUGUUGGAGGCCCGUGGAGAAGGCCAAGGAGAAAGUCUCAAAUUUUGGUGGAACUUUGGAAGCCUACCUCAAGUCAGAGAUCUCCGCAUAUGA
Molecule: messenger RNA, 1998 nt
Organism: Penicillium brevicompactum
Lineage: Eukaryota; Fungi; Ascomycota; Eurotiomycetes; Eurotiales; Aspergillaceae
Product: CRAL-TRIO domain-containing protein
Exons: 6
Coding region: 1-1998 (665 amino acids)
Source: RefSeq, a predicted model, not a curated record